Durusdinium trenchii is the source of this 7569-nucleotide messenger RNA. Lineage: Eukaryota; Dinophyceae; Suessiales; Symbiodiniaceae. The record is from the annotation of a GenBank genome assembly.
AUGACAUCUGGAACAGAUCGGGCCAAGCUGCCAUAUUACAAGGAUGAUGAGAUCUUAGUUGACUCAGCAGGUAUUCCACAUUUUUCUGGCGCAGUUCCAUCGUUGUUCAAGGAGUACAGGCAGCGUGUGUUGUUUGCAUUUCAAGGACUCGAAGGAGAUGGCAAGACCAAGGAGGAGGAAGAGCAGGAUUUAGCUCGCAAGCAACGACGCUUUGCACGUCGUCUCAUUGAUGGUUUGCAUGGCGAAGCAUGGGUUGCAUGCCAAGAGUUGCUGAAAGAUCCGGAAGCAUUGAAGGCAACAGAUGCAUACAAGAAAGUGUUUGAAGCCCUCGCUGGCAUUGAGAAGGAGGUGAUCAUUCGCAAGACAGAAGCAUUUGAGAAGUUUUUCGAUCGCAGCCAUCGUCGUCGAGGUCAGGACAUCUACACCUACAUCAGAGAGAAGCGACAGUGUUGGCGUGACUUGAAGGAUUUGGACGAUGCUUCAAACAUGUCGGAAGAUCUGCAGGCCUAUUUUCUGUUGCGUGGAGCCAACCUCAGUCGUGAAGACCGUCCUGCAAUCUUGUUGGCCAAUCGUUCAGCCUACGCCCAAGAAGGCAUUGAGCAAGCUCUCAAGAUCUCCUACCAUGAUUUGCAUGAACGAGAGAAAGCUCGUGGUGGCUAUGAUGAGAGUCGCUAUGUUCGCCGUAAAGGCAAAGGCAAGGGCAAGCGGCAGUACAGCCAUUGGGUUGAGGAUGAACCGGAUUCCGUAGAGCAAGAUUGGUUGGAUGAGUUGACAGAGGCUGAUCCGGACACCGUUACAGAGUAUGCAGCAGAAGCCCACGAUGAGACCGAGUGGGAGCCUGAGGAGCCUUCAUCAGACAUCGGUGCAUCAGGAGACGAUGAGAUCUUUCAGGCCUAUGCUGCCAUGGAUCGCCAGAGAAAAGGCUAUCAGGAGCAACGUCAGAAGCUCAAGAACUUGCAGAAGAGCAGAGGCUUUUUCGAAGGUGAGUUCACGUGGGAAGAGCGCCAGAAAGCCAUCAGUCGUGAGAAAGAGCGCUCACGAUGCAGUGCCUGUGGCCGCAUUGGCCAUUGGGCAGGUGAUCCAGAGUGUGGAAAGACCGGAGGAGACUCAGCAAAGAAGAAGGGCAAAUCUCGUGGCAAGGGCAAGCAGAAGAAGGGUUCAGCAAACGUUGUCAGUGAGAUGCCUUUCCCCAGUUAUUUCACGCUCGGUGAAGGAGAUGAAGACCUCGGUUUCGUCUGCAUGACCCAUGAUGAGGAUGAGAUGCCCAUUGAUGCAGGAGACCCCGACGGCCGCCGCCGUCGCAUUCGUGAGCGUGACCGUCAGAUUGCUGAGAGUGUGGUGAGCUUUCCAGAUGGUCCACCAGAACCAGAUCAUGGCUAUGCCCCCGAGCGAGUUGUCAUUUGUGGCGUGCCAUACCAGUCGGUUGAGGCAAGCACAGAGCAGACCAUCCAGACCCUUCGUGAGCUUGGCAUGGAUGUUGAGCGUGUUUCCAUCACCGAGGAGGAGCAGACCCUUACAUUGUAUGACAAGCGUGUGACUCAGUUGCAGGAGUUGUGCAUUGGCUUCAACAUUGCGCAUUCGGGUUUGAAGAAGAAUGAACUGAUUGAGCGUUUGUCGAAGUUCUUCGGUGGUCACCCAGUGCCAAUGCGUGGAGGAUCCGGAAAGAAGUUCAUUGUGAAGGAGCUCAAGGAAGGUGACCAAGGCAUCAUCAUCACGCCGAAAGCCAAGCCAACGGCGAAGCCAGCCGCCAAGAGCAGUCCGGCGCCCACCUUGCCGGAGCAUGCGCCUUUCAUCGGACCUCGUGGAAGGUACACACAAGAUGAGCUCUUCCAGGAGGACGUGCCAAUUUGGCACAUGAAGUGUGAGAUUUGCCAGGCGGCCAUGAUCGGCAAGAGCAAUCGCGAAGAUGGUGGCAAGUUCUAUGCAUGCAGUCGGUACCCGAUCACCGGUUGCAGGUUCACCAUGAACUAUCGUGAUGGCAUGAUUCGCUUUCUUGAGUCGUUGGCAAGAGUGCAGGGCUUGGCAGCAGCCGGUGCAGGGCCUUCAUCAGGCUCGGAGCAUGUGGAGGAGGAUCGAGCCUACAUGGUUCGAUCAGAGCUGCAAGAGAAUUCAAGAACCUUGAGUGCAGAAUUCGUUGAUGGUGAUGAGAAUUUAGCUGACCCGUCUCUUUUGGCUUUACCGGAGGAGUUGGAGCGUGCUUACCAUCAGAUUGGAGAAGGAGCCGACGCCAACGAGGCCAAACUAGCUCUCAUUGAUACAGCUUGUACGGCUUGCACGCAUUCUACAUGUUGGCGCAGAGCAUUUGAACAGUUCCUUCCACCUGGACUUCGUUGCGAACCGACGGAGAUGCGCAAGCAGUUCCAUUUUGCAAACGGGUCAAGCACACAAAACAGCGUGACAGUAUGGAAAAUUCCAUUGUGUCUAGGCGGACGCUUGGGCACUGUUUUCUCUGCUGAAAUUCCAGAAGGGAACACUCCAUUGCUUUUAUCCAUGUCAGCCCUGGAUUCUUUGGACGCAGUCAUUUUCAUGAGACAAAGGAAGAUUCGUUUGCAAGAGCUGGGUGUUGAAGCGCCCUUGGUACACACAAGGACGAAGCACAGAGCGAUUGAGGUGAGCUUUGACAAUUUGUUUGAUCCUGGCGAAGACACAGAGAAGCGAGCACCGAUCUUGAAAUCGGAGGCGGAAGAUUUAGCAGUCUAUUUUGCAGAGGAAGCUGAAGAGAGCAUCUUACAAGAUACCACACCUUUGUUACAGCUUGACAGCUUGGAAGAGGCAUUUAUGGUCAAACUUCCAGACCUGACGGCUCGUGGUGUGAGAAGAGAAGAUGCUAGAAAACAGUUGCACGCUGCUAGAUUUGAAGCCUUGCAACGGUCGGCCGUGUCGCAACGUGUUUUGGAUCAUCGCAUGUGGAUAGCAUUGAAGCACAAUGACAACAAAGCAGAAGACAUGGCAACAAACGGCUUUAGUUGGACUAUGAUCUUUGAACCAUGGUGUGGUACAUUCCCAGUGACAAGACUAGCUGCAGCAACAAGAGGUUGGAUCAACAGUCAGCCGCUUGAUUUGUUGGAUGGCUACGAAAUGUUGAGCAGUCGUGGCAAAGCUUUACUUGAUAACACACUGGAGCAACACAAUCCAUACUUGGUUUUGAUCGCUUUCGAUUGUCGUUUGUGGAGCACAUUUACAAACCUCAACAGACACAUUGAUUGGGAAGCUUUGCGCAAAACAAUAGGCAGAAUGACCCUCAAGCUGGUCGUGAAGAUUUGCAAAAGGCAAGUGCGAGAAGGGAGAUACUAUUUGAUAGAAAACCCUGGUGGAGCAUAUAGCUGGAUCUUUGAAGGAAUUUUGAUGACACUUGUUCAAGAGGGCAUUGGCAAAUUCAUACAGAGUGAUCACUGCCGUUACGGGAAAGUUGACCGCAUGUCAGGAAAACCAGUCAAGAAGCGGACAGGUUGGCUUUCGAACAAUGAGUUCAUCUUGAACCAGCUUGGACUUCAAUGUGAAUGUCCGCCGGGAGCUCAUGAGGAGAUCAUCGGACACCGCAGAUCAAAAGAAGCAGCAGUCUACCCUAGACAGCUUUGCGAGGCAAUCUUGAAAGGAGUUGAGCAGAGCAUUGUUGUUGACGUGUCUUCAGGGGAGGAGCCACCGCAACCGCGUGCACCUGGAAUGUCUGAGAAGAUCCGUCGUGAGAUGGAAGAGUUUGAGGCGAGUUUGCCUCCACCACCAAUGCCAAGAACAGAGUUGCCAGCAGAGGAUGAGCCGGAAACACCUUUUCCAGUUGACCCUUCAGGUGAUAGAGAUGUAGCAGUUCCUGAAGCAGAACCUGUACCACCAUCCCGUGCAACAGCAGCACCGAUGACACCUAGCAAUGUUUUGAGACGCAGGCCUAGGACUCAGGAGGUUCGCAGAGGUGCAUGGAGCAAGUUGCAUGGAGCAGAUGUUCUGUUGACAUUGCGUGAACCUUUACGCUGGAGUGUUGACAAUGGUGCAGUGAAUUGGUCUGUUUUGGAAGAUCAAGAGCAGCUUGCAAAACGCUUGAAGGACAUGGAGGUGGCGCAAACAGACGCGAACCUUAUCCUUGUUUCACGUGUCGCACGUCGUAUGAAGAAGCCGCAACCUUGGUUAGGCCCACUUGAGGCACCACUUCGGAAUGCCAUUCUGUUGAUGGACAAUGACGAUGUCAUUACAACAGGUUGGGAAGAGUGGACAAAGCAGCCAGUUUCUUCGCAGAUUCGAGCACUUCCUACAAGGCCUAGGCAAUUGGCCGUCAUGUUGUUUGGAAAGGAUGCACAUGCAUCACCUCCAGCGGAGGAACCGGAGCCUCAAGAGGCAGCUGAUGCAAAGUGGAAUCGUGUUCCACGAGAGUUGCGUUUAGCCCUUCGUCGCGUCCAUGUGAACUUGGGACACGCUAGGUUGCCAGACAUGUUGAGAUGUUUGCGCAUUAGUAGAGCAAGUGAAGCAGCAAUCAGAGCAUGCAAACUUUUUCGGUGCAAGGAGUGUCCUAGACGUUUGGAGCCAAAGAUCCCUCGAACUUCAAAGCUGCCCGUGGUCGAUGAAUUUGGCAUCAUUGUUGGACUUGAUGUUCUCGAGGAGAAAUGUGCAGAUGGCGUGAGUUGGAUCUGGUUGAAUAUACUUGAUUUGGCAACUACAUUCCAAGUUUGUGCAGUCCUCGACCAGUCACACCGCAAUCCCACAAGUGCUGAGAUCUUGAACGCUUUUACAACACAUUGGGCAAGCUGGGCAGGCAUGCCUGAAAAGGGCGUUGUUGUUGAUCAAACUCGGUAUUUUAUGGGUGAGUUUGCAAAGUUGCUUGAGGAGCAUGGCUGUGAAGUCAACAUUGCUGCAAAAGCAUCACCUUGGCACAUUGGCGCAGUUGAGAGACAUGGUGGUACCUGGAAGUCAAUCUGGCGUCGUGUUGCUUGGUCACAACAGAUCAGUGGUGUGCAGCAAGUGAGAGUUGCUACGGCUGAAGUGAAUAAGGCAAAGAAUGCCUUGUUUUACAAGCAGUUGCAGUUGAGAACCGCUGCAAGAGAAGCUUGCGUUCGAACUGCAAACAGUGAUGUUUUGAGAAGAGCAGAACUUCGCAAGGUUCGUCCAAGCCGUGGUCCUUUCCCAGUUGGUAGUUUUGUCUUUUACUAUGACACGUCAGGUGCAGAUGCAAAGCAUGGACCACAUUGUUGGAGAGGCAUUGCAAGAGUACUUGGACACGACGGUAGUCACACCGUUUGGUUGAGCCAUAGAGGUAUCCUUGUUGCAGCCUCACCGGAGCACCUCAGUUUAGCAGACGAUGAUGAAGUGAAAGGUUGGAUGGUGACAAGUCGUGAAUCAGAGUUGAUUGACGCAACACCCUCAGUCAGCUCAAACACCUUCUUGGACUUGAGGCGGAAGCUGCCGCCACCUCCAGACGGUUUCACUGAGGAGAUGGAUGACACGCCAGAGAUUCAACAAGAGACAGAUAGAGCAGUUGAAAAUGUUCCCAGACCAAGUGCAGUGGUUGAAGAAGAGCCGAAGGACGUCAUCAUGAGUCCGUCCAUUGCACCAGCAGAAGAAGCAGUUGAACCAGAGGAGACAGCCGAGGCAAGAGAAAAGAGGCUCGGAAAAGAAUGGUCCGAGCGUGAUCGGAAGCGCGUGGUCCGAUCCAGUGAGUUCUUCAAGAAGAAAGAGCAAGACCGCAAAAGCAAGAAGGCAGUUUCCAUUUCGUCUUCAAGGUCGGCGCCCUCUUCACUCGAAAAGAUGCUUGAGGAAGCGGCUAAAGCGCCCGUCGAUCCUGAAGAAGAUCCAGAGUUGGAAGGAUCCGAGAUGGUUCCUUUUGACCUUGAUACAGAUGAUUAUCAUCAGGCACAAAUAGCACCAGAGAUUCCACCGCUUGAAACCACCACAGCUAGAGCAGAGGCGGAGGAACGUGCAGCCAAACGCUUGAGGACUAACAGUCCAAAGCCACGUGAGGGAGCAAUGUUUUCCUACAUGGUUUCGCAGGACCCCAAUGUUUGGCUGGAGAGAGCACGAUCGCAGUACAUGGAGAAAGAGCAUUUUUACAGCAGUUUGCGCGUGAGUUUAGAAGAGUUUAUGUUUGGGGUUGAGCGAAAUGUUUUUGAUGAUCGGUUGGAAGCUCUACAUGAGGAGUGUUUUUCUUCAGAAAUGUCAGAAGCAAAUCCUCUUAGUCCCGGUGGCAGUUUGAAUGCAGCAGCAAAGAAAGGACGCAAAGAAGUCCAAUUGAAAGACCUUUCCCCAGAGAUUCAAGAAUUAUUUACAGGUGAAGGUGGAUCAGAUGGCAAAGAGUGGCAAGGUUGGCAAGACAAAGAUGCUUGCGAUGUCCUGAGUUUAGAGGACAGCCUAGAAGUGCGGCGCCAGAAGCCAGACUUGAUUGUUCCAACACGUUGGGUCCGCGCAAACAAAGCUGAAAACACUGCCGUUGAUCCAUACAAGGCGAAGUCGAGAUUGGUUGUCCAAGGAUUCAAAGACAAAUCCUUAGGGCGCUACCGCAGAGACGCCCCGACAGCUUCACAGAUCGCAGAGAGCAUUUUGCUUUGCCUUGUUGUUUACUUUCGUUUCAUUUUGAUCAGCAAAGAUGUGAAGAAUGGAUACUUUUGUGGCAAGCCUUUGGAACGGGAAAUUUUUCUUGAGCAGCCUCGUGGAGGCCUUCCUGGUUUGCAGCGUGGAGUUUUGUUGAAAGCAAAGAAGGCAAUCUAUGGUUUCGCAGAAGCCGCUCGUUUGUUUUGGCUCGCAUUAAGAGAACACUUGAUUAGCGAUGGAUGGGUUGAGAGUGUUUUGGAACCAGCACUUUUCUACCAUCGAAAUGAAGAUGGAGGUUUGAACGGUGUUCUUGGUGUGACACAUGUCGAUGACAUUGAAGGAGGAGUCGAACCCGGAUUGGAGAAAGAACUUUUUGCAAACAGUUCUAAAGCCCUUGAUUUCGCCACGAACCAUCGGCUCAAUUUCACUUUCAGAGGUCGUGAGUUGUCACAGCAAGAGCUGAAGGAUGAGCAUGGUCAAGUUUUUGGCGGCCACAUUGAUAUCAAGAUCGACAAGAGUCGAAGAGAAAAUGUGGACGCUGAAUUGAAUGCUGAAGAGAAAGAGAUUUUGAAUUCAGGAGCAGGUGAACUUGGUUGGAUUACCAGACAGCUUCGCAAGUCGAUCGAGGCCGGAGAUUGGAUAGCAGCGCUUUUACAUGAAGCCUUCCACGGUAGUGUUGAUUUGAAGAAUUGGCCCCAGAUCAUUGAGCAAAGAAUGAGAAUUUAUGUGACAGAUGCACGUUCAGUUUUUGAUUAUUUGAGUAAAGAUGCCACUUCGACCAGUUCAGAUAAGCGCAUGGCCAUUGAAGGCGCGCUUCUCAGGGGGACAGUUCGUCGUCCCGGUGCACAUGUUCGCUGGAUAGACGGUCAACAGAACACGGCGAACAUACUUACUAAAGCUGGAGCUGACAAAGAGGUACUUUUGAACUUUCUGAAAGAUGGAUAUUUUUCGUUGGUGCAAACAGAAGCAAAUCGGCUGCAGAAGGAGAAACAGCGAAAUCGUCGAGCCCAACAAAAGAAAACUAUGAGUGUGAAAUCCGCUGUUUUGCAGGUCGCAUGA